AUGGUCCACAUUCCAGAUGCAAAUGCUCAGCCGCCCGAGUACCACAAUGUGCUCAUCAUUGGAGCUGGUGUGACCGGCUUGGCGAUGGGCGCGCAGCUCAGAAUGAUGCUGGGCGAGACGGACGUCAGGAUCAUUGAGAGGUCCAAAGGCAUCGGAGGCACUUGGGAACAAAACACUUAUCCAGGUGCAGGAUGCGACAUUCCCAUCGUGCUGUACAGCUUCAGCUUUGCUCAAAAGAAGGACUGGCCCGAAUUUUGGCCACCUCAACACGUCAUCAGAGAUUAUUUGGAAAAGGUCUCGGAUCGAUUUGAUCUCACGAGAAGGACGGUGGUGAACACUGAGGUAUCCAGCGCUCAUUGGGACGACGAGCUGGGCAUGUGGCACGUGUACACCAGACCUGCUAAAGGCCAAGACACGCAAGGAGGAGAGGAUAAGCACUGGAUCUGCAGAGUUUUGAUCUCGGGCGUCGGAGGUCUCUCUCAGCCCAACCCUUGCAACAUUCCUGGCCAUGAAAAGUUCCAGGGCCCGCUCUUCCACAGCGCGCGAUGGGAUCACAGCGUGCAAACCAAGGACAAGCACGUCGUCGUCGUCGGCAAUGGCUGCAGCGCCACGCAAUUCAUUCCCAUGUUGGCGAAUGACGGCGCCAAGAGCAUCACGCAAGCCGUCCGAUCCAAGCAUUGGUACGCUAAGCGACCAAACGACCCCACAGACUCGGCGGUGAUGAAGUGGCUGCUGCGAAAUGUGCCUGGUUUCUACCUGCUGGUCCGAGCGAUCGUGCACAUCGUGCUCGAAUUGUCCAGUAUCAUGAUGUAUCGCCACUGGGCUGGCACUCAAGCCCGCGAGCGCUUUGCUCGCAACUGCAUCAGCUACAUCAAACAGGCUGCUCCAACCAAGUACCACGACAUCCUCGUGCCUCAACCCGAGAAAGACGGAUUGCACCCAGGCUGCAAGCGUAGAGUGUUCGACACUGAUUACCUCCCAACACUCCAUCGGGACAAUGUCGAGCUGGAGAGCUCUCCUUUGGUGGAAAUCAAGGAAAAGAGCGUGCUGACAAAGGACGGUCGUGAGCUGCCGGCUGACGUGAUUGUGCUCGCGAACGGCUUUGCGGUCACCAACAUGGGUUUCCCAAUGAAAAUCUAUGGCAAGACCGGCAAGACUGUCCAAGACUAUUGGGCCGAGGCAGGCGGUCCAGGUUGCUACAGAGGAUCAAUGAUGUCCGAAUUCCCCAAUUUUGCACUGGCCAUGGGUCCCAACACAGGCACAGGUCAUUUUAGCUACAUCUUCACGUCUGAAUGCUCCACGCGCUUUGCUAUCGAAAUCUUCAAGCCGAUUAUUCAAGCGCCGAGGCCUACCGUGUUCAACGCCAAGGCGCCAGGCGCAAAGAAACAGCCUUCCGUCUGCGUUCGACCCGAGAAGGAGGAGCAAGAGCAGUGCUGGAUUCAAAAGCAAUCGAGAAGCAUGGUGUACACCUUUGACUGUGGCAGCUGGUACGUCGACAAGGAGUCUGGACGCGUAGCGGCGGUGUACCCGCAAACCCAGACGCAAUUCUGGAUCAGAGCUUCCAACCCGAUCUAUAGCGACUUUGAUUACAAGGGCAUCAAGGCGCCCAGGACUUGGUUCACAGGCAUCAGAGAGACGAUUGGCUGGGGAGGUAUUCCCAAGCAGACGCCAGAAGAUCUCAAAAAGUUCAGAAGCGGCGAGUGGGCGGUAGGCAAGCCGAAGGGCAAGGAGAUCUAG
This is a messenger RNA of Ceraceosorus guamensis, 1737 nucleotides long. Its product is annotated as FAD/NAD(P)-binding domain-containing protein. Bases 1 to 1737 code for a protein of 578 amino acids. The transcript is spliced from 6 exons. The record is from RefSeq and is a predicted model, not a curated record. Lineage: Eukaryota; Fungi; Basidiomycota; Exobasidiomycetes; Ceraceosorales; Ceraceosoraceae. Gene Ontology annotation, molecular function: NADP binding; N,N-dimethylaniline monooxygenase activity; flavin adenine dinucleotide binding.